AUGAAUCCAUCUGAAUGGGAAAAAUGGAUUUCAACAAUAAAAAUACAACCUCGUCCUAUUUCAUAUCGUCUUAUAUCAUUAGAUGAAAUUCUACUAGAAAGUGAUCGACGUAAUGCACUUAAAGUAGCUAUUGAUUAUAUUUUAAAAAUAGCUGAAACAGACAAUCAUAAUUAUAUUGAACAAUUAAAAAAAUUACGAGAUCUUCCAAAAAAAAAUUGUACUCGAAAUAAAAUUCGUAUACGACGAGCUGAAUCAACAGUAAAUAUUGCAGAAGCAAAGAAAGGUUUAUGUCCUUAUAUUGGAUAUAAAGGAAUAGAAUGUAUUGGAUCAAAAACAAUAGGACGAGCUUUAAUUGCAGAAAAUGCUUCUAGAUUACCAAUUGGUGUUGGUAUGACACUCGACAUAACAACAGGUAGAUUACUUCUUCCUGCUUUGGAGUAUAUCUAUCGUGGAAAUAACUAUUGGACUGAUCCAAUUACAAAGAUAAUAUAUCAAGCACCUCGUGGAGUAACUUUUUCUGCAAUUAAUUCAAAUGAUAAUAAUCCUAUUUCUCGUGUUUUUCUUACGGCGGCUGAAUUAUCAAAUGAAUGGAAAUAUGAAAAAUUAAGAGGAAGUUGGUUAGGUGGAGAAUUUGGUCAUUCAAAAUCAUUACUUGAUAUAUUUAGUAAAUUCUUUUCAAAAAAUCAAGCAAUAGCUAUAACACAAAAGCCAAACGUUUUAUAUCGAUUACGUAUUGAAAAUCUUCAAUUAAAUAAAUAUGCUAGAGAAGCAAUAGAAAAUCUACCAAUUGUAUAUGAUGAAACUUUAUAUAAUGAUUUUUUACAAAAUUGGGGUACACAUAUUGUACAACAAUCUCUUAUUGGUGGAAUGCAUGAACAACAAGUUCUUUUUAAAGAUUGUAUAUUUUCAUUUAAUGGUGCAAUAACAUCAAAUAAUUUAAAUGAUUAUCUUAAAAAAGAUAUUCUUAAUGAAACACUUGGAAAUAAUUUUUAUGCUGAUCGUCGAAAAAUUUUUGUUGAUCAAUGGCUUGGUGGUGAUCCAACUGAAAAGAAUGAAACACGUUGGCAACAAACAUUAGUUGCUAAUCCUGCUUUAUUGAAAAUUGAAGAAUAUGUACCUUGGUCAGAUGUUAUUGAAAUUGAUUCAAAUGUACGUACAAAUUUAAGAAGAAUUAUUCAAUCUCGUACUGCAGCAGCAGAUAAAAUUCGAAUAGAUGAAGAAAAUCAAUUAAAUGAACAACGUAUUAAUGGAAGUUUUAUGAUUAGAGAAGGUUCAAUUGGUCUUUUAAAUAAUGGUAAAUGUGAAAUAAUACCGGCAACAUUUGGUUCGGUAAAAGAUUGUUCAGAAGGAUGUCCAACUAAUACACAGAUAAGAAUUAAUUCUGACUUUUUUGAUAAUCAACAACUUUGGUAUGUACGAGAUGAUACAACAGGAUUUAUUCGAGCUCGAGCACGUAUAGAUGCACAAACAGUCCUUGAAGGACCGAUGAUCAAUGCUGGGUGUUCAUCGAUUGAUACCGGAAGAGAUCCUACUAGAUCUGCCCAUAUAUGCGUUUCAUGUGAUUUAGUGAGUAGUUUUACUAAUCAAUGUGUAUGUAUGUGUCCAACAUAUCCAUCAUCGAGUGGAAAGUAA
Molecule: messenger RNA, 1632 nt
Organism: Rotaria sp. Silwood1
Lineage: Eukaryota; Metazoa; Rotifera; Eurotatoria; Philodinida; Philodinidae
Source: the annotation of a GenBank genome assembly